CUUUGACGCCUUCUAUUUAAAGUCGCGGGGCCAGCCCGCCCCCCGGGCCGGGAACCCGAGCCGCGCGCCGGGGCAGGGCCGGGCCGGGCCGGGGCCAGAGGCGCAGUCAGAGGGAGAACACCAGGCGCGCGCGGGCGGCUCCGGCUCCAGCUCCGGCUCCGGCCCGGCAGAGGCACGAUGGCGAGCAGCGACAGCAAUCACGCCGCGGAGAGCCCCUUCGGCUCCGACGGGGACGAGGAGGCGACCCGAAGGCCGGAGAGCGACGAGGACGAGGAGGACGAGGAGGACGAGACGGCCGCCGAGUCGGAGGAGGAGCCGGACGCCAGAUUAUCAGACCAGGAUGAAGAGGGCAAGACCAAGCAGAAGUGUAUCAUAAAUGACCCCUCCUUUUCCAUGGUGACAGUUCAACGGGAAGAUAGUGGAAUAACCUGGGAGACCAAUUCAAGCAGGUCUUCUACUCCUUGGGUCUCGGAAGAAAGUCAGACUUCUGGUGUAUGUAGUCUGGAAGGGUCAACUAUGAAUUCUUCUCCAGGGAAUGUUUCCUUUAUUGUGGAUGAAGUUAAAAAGGUUCGGAAAAGAACACCUAGGUCAAAGCGUGGCUCACCAUCAUUGCGUCGUAAAGGCAACAAAAAGAGAAAUUCUUUUGAAUCUCAGGAUGUUCCAGCAAAUACAAAAGAUAAUCUUUUAAUUUCAGAAAGCCAGGUACUAAACAGUCAGAAAGAGAAGUCAUCUAGUGGCGUUCAUGAUAAAAUAAGAAAAAAGAAGACCACCUCAAACACACCUCCUAUUACUGGGGCAAUAUACAAAGAACACAAGCCCUUAGUGUUAAGGCCAGUUUACAUAGGAACAGUACAAUAUAAAAUUAAGAUGUUUAAUUCUGUUAAAGAAGAAUUAAUUCCUCUACAAUUUUAUGGGACAUUGCCAAAGGGUUAUGUAAUUAAAGAAAUACAUUAUAGGAGGGGGAAAGAUGCAUCCAUUAGUCUAGAGCCAGAUUUGAGCAAUCGUGAUUCUAACUUAGUUUCCAAAACAGGCAAAUUAGUAGCCCCAAGCAUAGAAGAUGAUAAAGUAAAAGGGCUUGCUUCACCCUGGAGAGGUGUACUCUCCAAAAGAUCAGAGUCCUCGACCUCCUCAUUCAGUCAUGAAGAUGAAAAGAAAAUUUACGUUGAUUCUCCCCUAAAGGUCACAUCUGCCACCAAGCACACAGUUUCCUCUUAUGCAAGUAAUGACACAGCAGAACAAGAAACACAGCUCAGCCCUCCACAGUUAGUGCCACAACAACCAGGCGAUGAAACAAAACUCCGUGAAAUGGAGUCUUCCCCUCUUACACCUGAUACAUCUACAACUGGGUUCCUGGGAAGAGCAAAGGAAGAAUUUGAGCCUGAUUCACGAGAAAUUGUGACAUCAGAGCAUGACUCUUCAGUCUCACCACCUUCAGUGGAUGAGGUAAAGAAGGAAGAUGUGUAUUCUGCUGACCAUUCCAUUUCAUUGGAGGCAGAAAAGGUUUCUCGGGUAACAGGUUUACCAGGUCUGGCAGCAUCCAUCCAGGAGGAUUUUGGCCCAGAGACAGAAGGGGUGGACCUGACUUCAACAGAAAGGGCAGAACUGGUCUCUGAAAAAUGGAGCCCUCCUCAUCUUGAUGUCAAAGGAGUGGAGGAAGAAAAUGUGCCUGAGCCAUCCAUUUCUCUUUCUGAACCUCCAGUAUUAGAGGAAUCAAAGAAAGAAAUAGAAACUUCUCUACCAAUAGCCACUACCCCUGAGUCUGAAGAUUCUAAUUUAGUGGAAGAAGAGAUCAUAGAACUUGAAUACCCAGAAAGUCCAUCUAUUUCUGAGAAGCCCUUCCCAUCAUAUUUGGCCCCUGAAGUGGAGCGGAAAGAAGAGGAAAUCACUUUACCAUCACUGAAAACAUCAACACCUGAAUAUGUUGCUUCAUCUGAGGAAGAAAGAGAGGAAAAUGAGUCUGUUUCUACUGAUUCUGCUUUUGUAUCAGAAUAUUCAGUCCCACAGGAUUUGAACCAUGAACCAGAGAAGCAAGAAGUUGAGCCAGUUCCUCCAUCCACUGUGAAAGGUAUAUCUGAACAUGCAGUUUUUUCAGAAGAGGAGAAUGAGGAAUUUGAGCCUUUGGCCUCUGCGUCUGAACGCUCUCUCUCACCAUCCACAACUGAGAAGACUUCUGAAUGCCAGUCCCCACUGUUUUCAGCAGCUAUCUCAGAACAUGUGGUCCUGUCUGGAGAAGAGGCUUCAGAAAGUGGAUAUUACACACCAGAUUCCACAUCUGCUUCUGAAUAUUCAACUCCAUCACAGGCAACAAAAGAGUCACUGAAGAAAACAAUUGACCAUAAGCCCCCAUUAGAAUCAACAGGUGUUUCUGAGCAUGUGAUUCUAUCAGAAGAGAAGGAAGAUACAGCACCAUAUUCCCCAGAUGUGGCCUCUGAAUAUGAACACUCUCUCCCACCAUCCACAACUGAGCAGACUUCUGAAUGCCAGUCCCCACUGUUUUCAACUGCUACACUGGAACAGGCGGUCCUGUCUGAAGAGGACCUAGGAAGUGAGCGUUUCACACCGGAUUCAACAUUGACUUCCCAAUAUGCAGUUCCAUCAAAUGCAGUGCAGGAAUCCCCAAAGAAAAUAAUUGAUGAUGUGUCCCCAUUAAAAUCAAGACCUGUUUCUGAGCACAUGGUUUUGUCAGAAGAAAAGGAAGACACUGGGCCAUAUUCCCCAGAUGUGGCCUCUGUAUCUGAACACUCUCUUCCACCAUCCAUAACCGAGCAAACUUCUGAAUGCCAGUCCCCACUGUUUUCAACUGCUGCACUGGAACAGGCAGUCCUGUCUGAAGAGGACCUAGGAAAUAAGUGUUUCACACCGGAUUCAACAUUGACUUCCCAAUAUACAGUUCCGUCAAAUGCAACGUAUGAAUCCCCAAAGAAAAUAAUUGAUGAUGUGACCCCAUUAAAAUCACAGGGUGUUUCUGAGCACAUGAUUUUGUCAGAAGAAAAGAAGGAAGACACUGGAUUGUAUUCCCCAGAUGUGGCCUCUGUGUCUGAACACUCUCUCCUACCAUCCACAACUGAGCAGACUUCUGAAUGCCAGUCCCCACCACUUUCAGCCACUCCAUCUGAACAUGUUGUCCUAUCAGAAGAGACAGUAGAAAUUGAGCGAUACACACCCUCUUCCACCUCAACUUCUGAAGUUUCAGUACCACCAUAUGCAACACCCGAAUCACAGGAGGAAGAAAUUAUCCGGAUAUCCCCUUUAAAUCUAAAAGGGGUCUCCUCACCCACGAAUUUCUCAGAGGGAGAGCAAGAAGACAUUGGACCUUUUUCUCCAGACUCAGCAUUUGUGUCAGAAUUCUCAUUUUCACCCUAUGCAACUCAGGAAAUAGAGAAAAGAGAAUUUGAAUGCGAUUCUCCAAUAUGUUUAACAUCACCAUCUGAACACACUAUUUUGUCAGAUGAAGACACUGAAGUUGAACUUUUCUCUCCAGACUCAGCAUCACAAGUUUCAAUUCCACCAUAUAGAAUCCCAGAAACAAAGAAAAAUGAAUUUGAGCAUGAUUCACUGGUAACUACAAUAUCUGCCUCAGGAUACUCUUGCUUUUCAGAAGCGGAUGAGGAAGACAUUGCACCAACAGCUGCAACACCUGUACCUGAGCACCUCAGUUCAUCACAGAAGCAACAAGCCAAACCUUCCCCUUCACUGUCUGCACCUGAAGACUCGAGUUUGCCACCUUCAGCAAAUAAAAGAGAGAUCACAGAAGUUCAGCCAGAUGCUCAAACAAUCUCAAGACCUGUAUCUGAAUAUCUCAUUUUGGCACAGGAGCAGAUAACUCGAGCAUUUUUAGAACCUGACUCUGAGGACUUGAUUCCAUCAUAUUUAACCAGUGAAAUGGAUAAGGGAGAAAUUCAGACUAUUUCAUCAGUAGCUGCAAGACCAGUUUCUUUACCUGAACAAUCAUUUACAGUAAAGGAAGACAUCAAACCUGUUGUGUGUUCAUCUCAAUAUUCAGCUUCACCUGAUUCAGUUCAUGCACUUAAGGAGGAACAAGAACUCAAAGCUUCACUCACUCCAAAAGCUGCAAAUGAACAGAUGGCUUUGUUAAAAGUUAAAAGUAAGGAAGAAAUUGUGCCUGAUUCUCAAGAAGCUACAGCACAUGUAUCACGGGAUCAAGAAAUGGAGCCUCAGCCUCCAAAUGUUCUAGGGUCUGGGAUGAAAUAUUCAGUUCUUCCUGACUUGGUAGAUGAGCCAAAGAAGGAUGUGAAACCUAAUUUAGCUCCAACUGUGACAUCUGAACCAGAACAGAGAAUGUUGUCAGAGAACGAACCUGAAGUAAUAAAACCAUAUUCACCUCUAAAGGACACAUCUUUAUCUGGACCUGAGAUUUUAUCAGCACUGAAAACACAAGUGAAACAUGACUCUAAAAUAACUGAUACAUCUAGAGUGCUGCAUUCAGCUCCACCAGGAGUGCAAAAGGGAACUGAACAUGAACCACCUGCACCAGAAUUUCUGGAAGAAAUAAAGAAAGAAAUUGAACCUAGUUGUUCAUUAACCACAACAUCUGUAACUAAGCAUGACUCAGGCUUAACUAAGUUAGCAAAAGAAGAAACCCCAACAGAUUUCUCUUUUACCACCCCUCUAGAACAUCCAGUCUUAACAAAAGUAGAAAAGAGUGAAUUAGGAAGUGAUUUGCCACCACUGGUGACGUCGACAGAUGAACAUCCACUUCUUAAAGAAGAAAAGGUAGCACUGAAAAUUAGUCCUUCUCCUACUGAAACGGCUACAUCUGAACGUCCAGCUUGGUCAGAAGCAGAGAAAGAAAUUAAACUUGAUUCACCUGCAGGAAUAUCCUCUGUACCAGUGCAUUCUUUGUCCAAGGUAGAAACUGAAGAAGUUAAACCUGGGUUGCCAAUAACAAAAGCAUUGUCUUGUCAACAUUCAGAUGUAACUAAAGAAGAGAGGGUGGAAAAUGAACAAGGUGUUUCAUUUUCUACAGUCCUGGACUCUGAACAACUGGUUUUACCAGAGAAAAAGAAUUCUCUGUCUGCCUCAGAGGUGUCAGGGCCUGAACAUGUGCUUUUGCUCAACGAAGGUAGUGAGGUAAAGGAAAAAGAAACCAAACUUUUUUCCUCACAAAACAUGUCACCUGCACUCAAACAGACAGCCCCAGAAUGCAAAAAUGAGGAAAUGAAAAGUUCUCCUGCACUGGAAAAUUUAGCAUCAGAAGAUUUAACUCCAACCCUUGGAGAUGAUAAGAACAAAGAGGCAGAAGAGCCAUCUUCUACAGCGCGGGGAAAUUUCCCAUCAGAAAGACAAGAUCUUGUUCUGGCAGAGCUCUCUUUGGAACCUGAAAAGAAAGACAAGCCAUACCAAGUAUCAGAAUUACUGAGCACUGAGUCAGAAGUCAUUCAUAGUUUAGGUGGGCAAGAUGGAUCCAUAGAUACAAAACACAUAAAAUCUCCCAUAACCGAAACAGGGGAUUCUGUCUUAGAAAAGAGCCUCACUGAACUUAGGAGCAGAGAAGAAGGAAAAGAAGAAAACAGGGAACGUCAUGUGUCACCUACAGUCGACCCUGAAAUUCCAGAGGUUUCAUCAUACCUUAGGGAGGAACCACAGAUUCAAGAACUUAAAUCUUUCUCUCCCAAGGUGGUCAGCUUAGGGUCAAAGGAAGCAUUGGACCCUCUAGUUGAAGGAGACAGCCCAAAAGAGCUUCAGCCACUUUCUUUUUCUUUAAAACAAUCAUCAGAGAAAUUGAACCAUUCAGCCGACAUUAAAGAGGGAGAAAAACAGGAAAUAAACCCAUUACUGUCAACAGGAAAUUUGAAGACACAAGUGAUAGGACAUGUUGAAACGAAAUUAAAUGAACAAACAGACCAACCAAAUUCAUUCCGUGUGCCCCAGAGUAUAACAGAUCCAUCUAAGAUUGUUUCUUCUGACCUCCUUGUAGAAAAAGAGAAGCCAGGAAAAGCACUUCAUUCAGAACAAGCUGUUAAAUUACCUGAUAUAAGCACAUCUUUUGCAGAUAAACAAGAUCUGGGAGUUAAACAGUUUUUAUUUCUGAAAGAGAAUUUGCCUUUGGAAGAAUCAAAAUCACUUACAACAAAUGAGCCUGAAGAUGUUAAAGAAACACAAGUGAAAGAGGCCCUUAUUUUUCCAAAGGAUAAAAGCUGGAUACUAGAAAAGCCAGAAAGGGAUCUGGCAAGUCAACAUGAAGAAAGAAUAUCAGGAUCUGUGCAGCUGGGUUCCUCUGGCUGUAAUGAUUUGAUGACAGGACAGCUUAAGGCUGUUGUGCCAGAUAAAGACCACACAUGUGAAACCAAAAAGCAGGUUCUGCCACAUUCUACUGAAGUAUCUCCUGUAUCAUUACAAGAGCCAGUAUCUACUCUCAGUACCUUUAGUGGUGACAUAGAGACCUUAUCAACUAAAACUUACUCUUUGGAAGAAACAAAGCUGGCCCCCAAACCAAAAUCUUUAGUUCCAACUGGAAGUGUAGAGAGAAACGAAGCAGAGAGGAAGCAGAUCUUUUCUUUCAUGGGGAGUGAAAGUUUGACAGUGGAAAAAGCAAACGCAGAAUUGUCCAGGCCUUGCAAAGAAGGCAGCCAGGAAGAAAUCAACCUACCUUCCGAAAGAAUCCUCCAGAAAGGAGUGUCUGGCCCAUCAGUGGAACUGAUCAAAUCAGAAAAUAUUCCCUCUCCCUCCAAAGCAGCCCCUUUCCUGGCAGAAGAUGCAGAAUCUGCAUUGGACAGUGAAAAAGAAGCACACAGGAGUAUAUCUUCUUUACCUGGAGAGAAGUCAUUAGAAAAAGAAAAAACGAUUCAGUCAAAGGUUUUAGAUGUUAAUGAGAGAGGGAAACCAGCACCUGAAGUGAAAACACCCACUCCAGUAAAACUCCUCUCUUCGAUCCAAGAAAAUGAACCUCAAUCUGCAGAGCCAUCUGAGGCAACACAAAAAUUGCCUAAGCAGCCAAAGGCAGUUGAGCGAGGCCUUUCUGAGGAGAAGGGAAAGAAAGGAAUCUUAUCAUGGAUGUCCAGUUUGUUUUUUGGAUCAAGGACUCCAGAUGACAGAGUUGCUGAAAAAGAUUUAGAAACUCAGCCAAGUCCAUCUGUAGAAAAAGCAGUGCCUGCGACACUGAAGUCUGAAGGAGCAGCUCCAGCUGACUUUAAUGCAACCAAGACGCCAACUGAUCAUCUGUUACCAGAGACAAAACUUAAACCUGCUGAAAAAUCCAGAGGUACUUUAGUUAAAUCUGGUGAAAGCCAAGACUUUAAAGAAAAAACUACAUUUUUAUCAAAUGUAGAAGUUUUACAACAGCCCCAAUCCAACCUUGAGGUGUCUAGUGAAGACUAUGGGAAAAAAGAAAUCCUAGCGUAUUCAGAAGAAAUGGAUUUAAACUCGGUAGUUACUUCUGCUGAUGGUGAGGAACGUCUUAAAAUUCAAUCUUAUUCUCCCAUGGGUGAGAAAUCCAUGGUGGAAGAAGCACAAAAUGCUGUUCCUCUUAACAUCGCUGAUAGUAAAAGAGCCCAGAAGCCAGAAAUUUCUGCUCCAUCUAAAUGGAAUAUUUCUAUUCUUAAGGAAGAGCCAAAAAGUGAUCAAAAAGAAAAAAUAUGCUUUUCAUUUGAUGCAGUGGAUAAGAUGCCACAACAGCCAAAAUCAGCUUCAUCUAGCUUCACAAGUAAAAAUAUCAUGAAGGAAUCAGAGAAGCCAGAGACAAUAAUUUUGCCAGUAGAAGAAUCUGAACGCAGUUUAAUUGAUCUGGGUGAAGACAGACCGAAGAAAGAAAUGCAAAAACCUACUUCCUUGAAAAUUUAUGAAGAGGAAACAAAACUCAGGUCUGUUAGCCCAACUGAGGAGAAAGGUAACUUGGAAACCAGAUCACAUUCCUUGGCAGAAAAGAAGGUGCUGGCAGAAAAGCAAGAAACUAUGGCCCCGUUAGAAUUUAGAGAUAAUGAAAUAGGGAAGGCACAAAUUGCACGUGGAUCUAGCCCUAUUAAAUUGGAAGAAUCAAAAGCCACAGCUGUGCUUCAGCAAGUCUCUCAAAAUGAAGACCACAAAGAAAGAUACACAAUUAUGGAGGAGGAGAAAGAUGAAAAACAAAAGCAGUCACAAGCAUUUUUAGAAGGAAGAAAGUGGCAGGAAAUUCAACCUUAUUCCUUGAAUGUAGCCAGGUCUAUGCCUGAAGAAUCAGAUAUCUCUUUAAGUCAUUCUUCAGGUGAAACUCAACCACUUUCAUUAGUUAAAACUCUAUCAGUUACUGAAAAAUCAGAAACUGUGCUCUUGGAGGCUCACCCAGAAAUCAGAGAAACAAGGGCAGUAGGAACUCAACCACAUCCAAAAGAAGAAAGUAAAGUUUUGGUGGAAAAAACCAAGACUUUCCUUCCAGUGGAUCUUUCUUAUCAUGAAGAAAUAGAUAAGCAGUCUGUACCUAAGGAAGGAAAUCUGAUAUUGGAAAAGUCAAGCAGGGAGGUGGCAAGUCACAGUGAAGAAAAGGAACAGGUUACAGUGUCAGAGCCAUCAAAAGGUGUUUCAAUAGAUAUCACAAAAGAAAGUAUGAAACAAGGAUCUCCAUCUAAAGAAUCUGAAAGGAUUUUAGAUCAUCCUUUGGAUGAAACAAUGAGCUUAGAAACCCCACCAUCUUUGUUGUCAUCUGUGAAAUCACAAACACUUGUUUCUAGAACUUAUCCAGAAAUCGAUACAGUGAAGAAACAAGAAAUGCCAUGGUCAGAAUUGACUCCAGAUAGGCAUACAGUCCAUACUAUUCAAACAUCUAAAGAUCUAACAUCUGAAAUGACUAAACAAUCUGUUGUUGCUUCAAAUCACCACUUGGAGGCUGUGGAAGAUGCCCAUGUAAAUGAACCAAGCUCUUCAGUGAGCAGCAGCUAUGCUCGAUUUAUAAAGGAUGCAUCAUCAAUUGAUGCUGAUAAAAUGGUUCCUUCUAGAGAAAUUUCCAAGGAACCUGAAGACACGUAUGUAAAAGAUGAAGAAUUUACAAUGACUAGCAAACCAGCUGGACUUUCAGAAGAUCAAAAGAGUGCCUUCAGUAUUAUUUCUGAAGGCUGCGAGAUAUUGAAUAUUCAUGCUUCUGCAUUUAUUUCUUCUGUUGAUCAGGAAGAAAGUGAACAAAUGCAAGAUAAAUUAGAAUAUUUGAAAGAGAAGGCUUCAUUUAAAACAAUAUCUCUUCAUGACAAUAGUGAGGCAGUCUCUUGCCAUAAAACAUUAAAGAGUAAGUUAGAAGAUUCUGAUCAAGUUAUAUCACUGCAAGAAAAUAAACAAAAGGCAUCUUUUAACACAGAAGGGGAGAUGCCCACCUAUUCAGAAACUGAUGAUUUCACCUUUAAUCAGCCUGCAGCUCCCAGUGAAGAAGAUUAUUUUGAAAAAUAUACAUUGAUUGAUUAUAACAUCUCCCCAGACCCAGAAAAACAGAAAGCUCCAUGGAAAUUAAAUGUUGAAGUGGAACUCUCAAAGCAGGUUACAGAAGAUACUGGCUCUUUCCCAGAAAGUUCAGAGGAAAGUGCCCUGGAACAUGAAUAUGACUUGCUGAAGUUAGAUGAAAGCUUCUAUGGGAUGGAAAAGGACGACAGCAAAUUAUCUCACCCAGAGACCCGGAAGCAUUUGGAUAUCCAGCAAUCAGCUGACAGAGAUGUUCCAAAGAGCAUAAAUAGAGAUGUGGACUUAAAGUCACCUGGGAUGCCAUUAUUUGGUGCAGAAGAAGGAGUUUUGUCACGAACCCAGAUAUUUCCUACCACCACUAAAGCCAUUAAUCCUGAACUUCUGGAGGAGCCACCUGCACUCGCAUUUUUAUACAAGGAUCUGUAUGAAGAAGCAGUUGGGGAGAAAAAGAAGGAAGGGGAGACAGCUUCUGAAGGUGACAGUGUGAAUUCUGAGGCAUCAUUUCCAAGCAGGAACUCUGACACUGAUGAUGGAACAGGAAUAUAUUUUGAGAAGUAUAUACUCAAAGAUGACAUUCUCCAUGACACAUCUGUAACUCAAAAGGACCAAGGCCAAGGUCUGGAAGAAAAAGCAGUUGGUAAGGAUGAUUCAUACCAACCAGUAGCUGCAGAAGGGGAAAUUUGGGGGAGGUUUGGAACUAUUUUGGGGGAGAAGAGUCUGGAAGAGGAACAGAAAGCUAUGUAUAGGGAAGGAGAAUCAGUAGGCUAUGUGGGGCCUCUUGACAAUGAAGCUAUGCAUGGAAAAGUUCCCGUAACUGAAGAAGUCACAGUGGUUACCCAGAAGGUAAGCUAUGCGAUUCCAUUUGAAGACACCCAUCAUGUCCUGGAGAGAGUAGAUGAAACAAACAGUCAGAGUAAUGAAGCAGAAAAUGCAAGUCCAGAAGUCAGUCUGAAUGUCCCAGUACAGGUGUCCUUCCCAGAGGAAGAAUUUGCGUCUGGCCUAGCUUGUGUUCAAGAAACACUGCAAGAAUCUAAAGUAAUAGUCCCGCCUGAGCCAAGUGAAGACAGGCUCCACCGUAGCCCUGUUCAGGAUGAGUAUGAAUUUGCUGAAUCCCUGAAUUAUGAAAUGGUUGUUCAAGACACUUUAUCAGAGGAACUAUAUUCAGAAUCCACACCUGAAGAUGUGUUAUCUCAAGGAAAGGAAUCCUUCGAACACAUCAGUGAAAAUGAAUUUGUGAGUGAGGUAGAACAAAGUAUGUCUGCUGAACAGAAGGAGCUGGGUAGGGAGAGGACAGAACAAGAACAAUUAUCAUCAGAGUUAGCAACUGAGAAGGAACAAAAGGAACUGAAAAAGUCCCAGAUCGACACGUACUGUUACACUUGCAGAAGCCCGAUUUCUGCUGUUGACAAGAUGUUUGGUGCCCACAAAGACCACGAGGUUGCAACACUUGAUACAGCUAUAAGUGCUGUAAAGGUCCAAUUAGCAGAAUUUCUAGAUAAUUUACAAGAAAAGUCCCUGAGGAUUGAAGCCUUUGUUAGUGAGAUAGAAUCUUUUUUUAAUACCAUUGAGGAAAACUGUAGUAAAAAUGAGAAAAAGCUAGAAGAACAGAAUGAGGAGAUGAUGAAGAAAGUUUUAGCACAGUAUGAUGAGAAAGCCCAGAGCUUUGAGGAAGUGAAGAAAAAGAAGAUGGAGUUCUUACAUGACCAGAUGGUCCACUUUCUGCAGAGCAUGGACACGGCCAAGGACACCCUGGAGAGCAUCGUGAGAGAAGCAGAGGAGCUCGACGAGACUGUUUUCCUGACUUCAUUUGAGGAAAUCAAUGAAAGGUUGCUGUCUGCAAUGGAGAACACAGCUUCUUUAGAGAAAAUGCCUGCUGCAUUUUCAUUGUUUGAACAUUAUGAUGACAGCUCAGCAAGAAGUGACCAGAUGUUAAAACAAGUGGCUGUUCCACAACCUCCUAGAUUAGAACCUCAGGAACCCAAUUCUGCCACUAGCACAACAAUUGCAGUUUAUUGGAGCAUGAACAAGGAAGACGUCAUUGACUCAUUCCAGGUUUACUGCAUGGAGGAACCACAAGAUGACCAAGAAGUGAACGACUUGGUGGAAGAAUACAGAUUGACAGUGAAAGAAAGCUACUGCAUUUUUGAAGAUCUGGAACCUGGCCGUUGCUAUCAAGUGUGGGUAAUGGCUGUGAACUUCACUGGAUGUAGUCUGCCGAGCGAAAGGGCAGUUUUUAGAACAGCACCCUCCACCCCUGUAAUCCGCGCCGAGGACUGUACUGUGUGUUGGAACACAGCCACCAUCCGAUGGCGGCCUGCCAACCUGGAGGCCACUGAGACCUACACUCUGGAGUACUGCAGACAGCACUCUCCCGAGGGUGAGGGCCUGAGAUCCUUCUCUGGAAUUAAAGGACUCCAGCUGAAAGUUAACCUCCAACCCAAUGACAAUUACUUUUUCUACGUGAGAGCCAUCAAUGCAUUUGGGGCAAGCGAGCAGAGUGAAGCUGCCCUCGUUUCCACCAGAGGAACCCGAUUUCUUCUGUUGCGAGAAACGGCUCAUCCUGCCCUGCAGAUUUCCUCAAAUGGGACAGUGAUCAGCUUCGCUGAGAGGAGACGGCUGACAGAAAUCCCCUCAGUGCUGGGUGAGGAGCUGCCUGCCUGUGGCCAGCAUUACUGGGAAACCACAGUCACAGACUGCCCAGCUUACCGACUUGGCAUCUGCUCCCGUUCAGCUGUGCAGGCUGGUACCCUGGGACAAGGGGAGUCUUCGUGGUACAUGCACUGCUCUGAGCCACAGAGAUAUACAUUCUUCUACAGUGGCAUUGUGAGCGAUGUGCAUGUGACUGAGCAUCCCGCCAGGGUGGGCAUUCUGUUGGACUACAAUAACCAGAGGCUUCUCUUCAUUAAUGCUGAAAGUGGACAGUUGCUCUUCAUCAUCAGGCACAGGUUUAAUGAGGGUGUUCACCCUGCCUUUGCCCUGGAGAAACCUGGAAAAUGUACUUUGCACCUGGGGAUUGAGCCCCCAGAUUCUGCGAGGCACAAGUGAUUGUUGGCUUUCAGAGUUUGCAAGAAGAAUAAUUCAAAUUUUGGGGGUCUAUUGUUCUUUCCCUUGGGUGCUAUAUAUUCAAAACGUCUCCCAUACAUUUGCACUAAUGAUAGCUACAUGCACAGUGAUCAGCACGCGAGCAAAACCACCAAGGAAACGUUGACUUUCUAGGUAGCGUUUGAGUAAAGACGAUGGAAAAACAACUUCUACCCUUUGCUUUAUGUAUGUUUGCGUUCUCCCCUAAAUUAAAAGAAUUUAUACCUGAUUUGGGCACCAGAAUAGAGAAGUGGUCUUCCACCUGUUUUAUCCGUGAUGGACAGACAGGAUAUCCUUCUCUGACAAGAAACAUGGGCUUUUUCCAUAAGAAAGAUGUCACCUCACUCCAUUAACGGAUGUUGGAUUCUAAUCAUUAGAGAAGGAGUUUU
Messenger RNA from Panthera uncia (snow leopard), 12848 nucleotides. It is a transcript of the gene CMYA5, whose product is annotated as cardiomyopathy associated 5. The record is from RefSeq and is a predicted model, not a curated record. NCBI's taxonomy places the organism in Eukaryota, Metazoa, Chordata, Mammalia, Carnivora, Felidae. The transcript is spliced from 13 exons. Bases 178 to 12423 code for a protein of 4081 amino acids. Gene Ontology annotation, molecular function: protein binding.